AUGGAGGUAUUACAUGAAAAGCAUUGUUUAAUUGAAAUGUUACUGGGCCAAAAAUAAGAGCUAUCAAUCGAAAAACUUAAGUAAACAUAAAUUGAAGAGUUGAAAAAAUAAUACGAUUUAGAAUAAUCAAUGAAUCAAAACUACAAUUAGGAGAAAAUAACAAUCAACCGUUGGAAGAAAGAAACAAUUCAGAACUAAAAUGAGAAUGAAAAUAAAAUUUCAAUUUUGGAAGAAUUAAUCAAAGCUAAGAAUUAUUAAUUACACAAUGUAAUAAAUAAUUUGAUAGAGUUUUAAUCAAAAAUAAUGACAUUUAGUUUGAUAGUUUAGAGAAAAUUGACCCUGAGGAAGAUUGGUAUUUUGAAGAAAACCAAAAAGCCAAGAAAUUUUUAAAUUCAAUUUGCAACAAAAAAGUUGAAUAUCUUGAAUUUUAAAUAGAUGUUCACAAUAUCUUGCACUCUUGUUUUGAUGAUUUUAAUCCUUAAUAUAAUAAGAGUUAUCCUAAUUUUAAAAAGUCUCAUAUAGAGGUCCAAAUUAAUAUUUAUAUCAUCAUCCAACAGGUUGCUUUGGAUUUGGGUUAAUCGUAGACAAGUAUGGCUCUAAUUAAGAUUGGUUAAAAAAGGAUGGCAGGGCUAAUGAAUGGAGAAUUUUAUAUCAUGGCCAGUUCAAUAGUUAAAAAUAAUUUAAAACCUUGCAAUUUUCAGAGAUUUAGAGAUGACUUGUGCUAAGAUGAAUAUGGUAGGACAGUUAAAGUUGGAGAAGGAGUUUAUUUUGCAGACUCAGUAUAAAAAUGUAUAUAAGACUUGCUACUUACACAAAAAAUGUUGGUGAAGAAUAUACUGUUAUUAUUAUGGUGA
Molecule: messenger RNA, 854 nt
Organism: Paramecium octaurelia
Lineage: Eukaryota; Ciliophora; Oligohymenophorea; Peniculida; Parameciidae
Source: the annotation of a GenBank genome assembly